Molecule: messenger RNA, 1878 nt
Organism: Bufo gargarizans (Asiatic toad)
Lineage: Eukaryota; Metazoa; Chordata; Amphibia; Anura; Bufonidae
Gene: PDK1
Product: pyruvate dehydrogenase kinase 1
Exons: 11
Coding region: 153-1391 (412 amino acids)
Biological process (GO): protein phosphorylation; regulation of glucose metabolic process
Cellular component (GO): mitochondrion
Molecular function (GO): pyruvate dehydrogenase (acetyl-transferring) kinase activity
Source: RefSeq, a predicted model, not a curated record
UGGGAGGCACACGUGUGAGAGGACACAGCGGGGGCUCACUGUGUGCAGCGCACGGAGAAGACGGGCCUCAUUGAUGUCACAGUAAAGGGAGGUGUUUGGCAUUUGGAUUCACAUCGCCCUUUAAGUGAAGGUCUCCCUCCCCAUCUGUCAAAAUGCGGCUCCUCCGGGCCCUUAUGAGAAGUGCCCCCCUUACCAGCAGCAGCACCCCCACUCUGGUGGACUACUACUCCAAGUUCUCCCCAUCCCCCCUCUCCAUGAAGCAGUUCUUGGAUUUUGGAUCGGUAAACGCAUGUGAAAAGACAUCAUUUAUAUUUCUCCGUCAGGAAUUGCCCGUACGACUAGCUAAUAUAAUGAAAGAGAUUAAUUUGCUUCCUGACAACCUCCUGAAGAUGCCUUCAAUCAAACUGGUGCAGAGCUGGUACGUUCAGAGCUUCCAGGAGAUAGUUGAUUUUAAAGACAAAAAUACAGACGAUCCUGACACAGUCCGGCACUUCACAGAUACCGUAAUAACGAUCCGAAAUCGUCACAAUGAUGUCAUCCCGACCAUGGCGCAGGGCGUUGUGGAGUAUAAGGACAGCUUCGGAGCCGACCCAGUAACAUCUCAAAACGUGCAGUAUUUCUUAGAUCGCUUCUACAUGAGCCGUAUAUCCAUAAGGAUGCUUCUUAAUCAGCACACUCUGCUUUUUGGUGGAAAAGUGAAGGUGAACCCGGCGCAUCCGAAACACAUCGGCAGCAUAGACCCAGUGUGUGAUGUGAUAGAUGUGGUGAGAGAUGGGUAUGAGAAUGCAAAACAGCUGUGUGACUUGUAUUACAUGAGCUGUCCUGAACUAGAGCUUGCAGAAUUCAACGCACAGAAUCCAGGACAGCCGAUUCAGGUGGUGUAUGUCCCCUCUCAUCUGUACCAUAUGGUGUUUGAGCUCUUUAAGAAUGCAAUGCGUGCUACCAUGGAAUUCCAUGCAGACAGGGGCGUCUAUCCUUCCAUCAAAGUGAAAGUGUCUCUGGGAAGUGAAGACUUAUCAGUCAAGCUCAGUGAUCGCGGGGGUGGCGUGCCGCUCCGGAAGAUCGAUAGACUGUUUAACUACAUGUAUUCGACAGCACCUCUUCCUAAAAUGGAGGACUCUCGUGCCACGCCACUGGCUGGGUUCGGCUAUGGCUUACCUAUAUCCAAACUCUAUGCGCGGUACUUCCAAGGAGAUCUGAAGUUGUAUUCAUUAGAAGGAUAUGGAACGGACGCUGUAAUAUAUAUUAAGGCUUUAUCUACAGAUUCAAUAGAGAGGCUCCCUGUGUAUAAUAAGUCAGCAUGGAAGCAUUAUAAAUCCAACCUGGAGGCUGACGAUUGGUGUGUGCCGAGCAGCGAACCUAAAGACAUGACCACUUUCCGCAGCAGCUGAACAGCUGUCGUUUUCGGGACAUCUUGGACCCAGCCUGUCACUCAGUCUCAUUGUUCAGUUUGCACCCUUUAUAUAUUAUUCAGCGCUUAUAAACUGUGCAUUCUGUGAUGAAAUCUAUUGUAUGAGCUUACCCCUGCCUCCUGUGGCCAGUUAUACAGAAAACAGAUCAUAAUACGCGCAGCAGCGUAUAUGGCCGAUCAGGUGAGGAAGUUCUGACAUCGAGAUUUCACAUACAAAAAUAUAAUGUGAUAAAACUAUAUACGUACUCAUGUUUGAUAGGCUGAUAAAUAUAGUUGUCUUAUUUUUGGAAAGCAGCACCAGAGUAUGAUUGAGGCCUGAUGCACACGGCAGUUGUUUGGGGGCGGCUCGGAUGCGGACCCACAUCCGUUGCUCCGUUCCGUGGCCCCACUAAAAAAAUAUAACCUGUCCUAUUCUUGUCCGCGCUUUGUGGACAAGAAUAGGCAUUUAUAUUGAAGGCUGUCCGUGC